AAUGAACUUGGCAAGCAUCGAAAAAUAAUUCAUUGCUUACAAAAAAUGUCCCUUUAUCCAAAUUUACUUGCUCAACCAUUCAGUUCGAUCGGCAGCAAUCAGAGACAAAACACUAAUCCGUGUCCCUCUACUAAUCGUCGGAAAAUGGAGGGUCUUGGGAACUGCUGCUAUUUCUUUGAUUUGAAAACGGGAUGCCAGUUAAUUUCCCUGGUCGAGGCUUUAAGCAGUAUGUUGCAGAUCUAUCAGAGCUACAGUGAGCUCUAUGAAAAGCAGAUGGCCAUAAGCAGUAUCAGGCCCGUUGUCACCACUACAACUGAUGUCAGUUCACUGUCCCUUCAUCACGUUCAUGAACAGCAUCCCAUGUACAAUAUGGGCAUGGGCACAGUGACCAUACUUUCAGCUCUCUUGUUAUUCUUUGGCGUUAAGUUUCAACGCAAAAUGCUUCUUUUGGCUUGGAUUUACAUAACGAUUCUAUGCAUUUUGAGUUUCAUGCUUCACACACUCGUUACCGAUCUGAUUCUCGAGCACGUGUUAUUAAAUGCCAUCUCACUGGUUCUCGAGUCGUACUUUAUAAUCGUGGUACUAUCAUUCUACUUGCAUCUUCAUAGCCAUCAGCAUCGUGGCACUACCUCCGAAGUGGAAGUCCUCUAUACAGGGACAAGCGAAGUGUAGGUCAUGAGUGAACAAAUUAAACAUAAAACAAUACAUAUAUGUAUAUUGGUAUGGGGAUUAAAUAAAUGUUAGUUAAUGCAAUAGCAA
Messenger RNA from Drosophila willistoni, 759 nucleotides. RefSeq lists its product as uncharacterized. The record is from RefSeq and is a predicted model, not a curated record. NCBI's taxonomy places the organism in Eukaryota, Metazoa, Arthropoda, Insecta, Diptera, Drosophilidae. Bases 46 to 672 code for a protein of 208 amino acids. The transcript is spliced from 3 exons.